Molecule: messenger RNA, 2670 nt
Organism: Diversispora eburnea
Lineage: Eukaryota; Fungi; Glomeromycota; Glomeromycetes; Diversisporales; Diversisporaceae
Source: the annotation of a GenBank genome assembly
AUGACACAAGACAUUUCACAAAAAUUUGUUGAAGCAAAUUCACCAUUUAAUUUGAAUCAAGUUUUAGAGGACAAAAAAGUUGCUUGCGAUUUUAUUGAAUGGACAUUAUUAAGAAUUGAUUAUCGUUUAGAAGCAUUUGAUCCACAGAGUAUUGGAACUAAUUAUAUAUUAAAUUUAACUAAAAAACUUGAAAGAACACAAAUUCUAGCGCAAAAAUUAUCAUCUAUUGGAUUAUGUAAACCAACAGAAACAGAUUUGAUUGAGGCAACAGCUCCUCAUAAUCGUUUAUUUCAAUUUUAUUCAAAUCUAUUCACUUUGUUAAAAGCUGCUUGUGUUAUUAAUGAUGAUGAUUCGCAAAGAGUUUCUAAUAAUGAAAGUAAAAUGAAUGACAUUCAAAAAUCUUUUGUUCUAAUGGAUGAAUUAACUUUAAACUGUGAUAACAUACACAAAAUUUUCAAUAAAGAAUUUGAAUUAUUUCCAAAGGAUGUAACCUUGAUGAUCGGUAAGGCUAAAGAUGAAAAGAACAAUAUUGGCAAAGUUGAUAUAAAUGUACUUCAAUCCUUCAAAGAACAAGAAUUCCAAUUAAUUCAAAGCUUAAAAGAAGAAUUGGCUCGCGUAGAAGGAGAGCAAACACUUGAUAAAUUUUCUCGGGUAUCAGAAGAACUUAUCUCACAAUUAACAAAAUUUUCUAUAAUUCAUGAUGAAGAAAUUGGUCCAUGGAUUAAAAAAGAUUCAAUAGAACGAAAUGAGAAAAAAGUUAUUCAAGGAUUGGGACAACAAACACAUGAAGCACGGAAUAAAUUAGAGAAAUUGCAUCAAAUUCUUAAAGACCUUGAAACUAUUCAUACAUCAUGUGAAAAUAUAUUGUCUCAUCUUCAAAGUACAUUGGAAACACAGGAAACAAGAAAUAAUUUAAUCCAACCGAAGAUUUUUAGAAUCAAUAUGCAAGGUGAAACUGGGUCAGAGGCAAUUGUAAAAUUACAAAGUAUUGAAAAAAGUUUAAAGGAUGGAAUUGUAAGAAGGGAAAGAGGCGGAUCAUGUCUUAAGUUAAUGAUUCGGGCUAAACCCGAAACCGAAAUUGUCCUACCUAGAGGGGGAAAUGCGAACGGAUUACAGAAAGACAUUAGACCAAUACGUGAAAAACAAUAUCAAUCAGAGUCAAUAAAAAUCAUUGCUGAUUAUCUAAACGAAGUCGAGUAUAAAUAUGUAGUUGAUGAAAGACUUUUUCAAAUGCCCACAGCAAAAGAAUAUCACGCGAUUUUCAAAUUUGUAUUUCAACGACUCGAACCCGGAAGAGACAUAGCGAAGAUAGAAGAAAUUGUAAAUAUUUUGAGAUGGAUAAAAUAUCCUUAUUCUCAUGAAAUUUCAAAAUCUUCUUUACAAGCUGUUGGAAAUGUGCAAACAUGGCCAAAUCUUUUGGGUGCACUAAGGUGGUUGGUGGAAUUUAUAGCUACAUGGGAAACUAUCGAUCAAUUAGAAAAAGAAGCUGAAGAAGAGCCAGCACCAUUUAAUCCAGACACCGCAUUUUUUACAUAUGUUACUAAAGCGUACAAUGUGUUCUUGGAAGAACAAAGUAAUGCAGACAUUGUUGUUCAAACUGCCGAAUUACAAAAGAAAGUAGAUGAACUUGAAAAGGAAAUGAAUGAGAUGAAUGAGGAGGAUCCCUUGACAACUGUUAUAAAUGAAAACAAUACAUUACUGUCAGAUAUGGCCAAAUUCAAUGCGUACACAAAACAUCUGGAAGAUAAAAUCAAUAAACUUAAAGAUUCUAUUACCAAGUUAGAAGAGCAAAAUCAAGGAGCAGAUCUUGCAAAAAUCGAAGAAGAAAAGGCAGAAAUUCAGCAGAAAGUGGACAGUCAACCAAUAUCACCUGACGAUGUUGAAAGAAUGCAUAAAGAAAGCGAGCAAAUAACCAAUAAUCGUAAUUCAAUUGCUGCCAAAAUGAAAGAAUUGGCUAAAUUGCAAUGGGAGAAAGGAUUAGAACUAGAAAAAAGGAUAUCCGAAAUAGAAAAACAAAUUCAAUACUAUAACACAGGUCUUUAUCGUGUUGGGAUGUUACCGUCAAGCGCACAAUACGCUAAGGGAGAGAACUAUGAAAUAUCUCUUGAUACGGAUGUGGAUCGAAUCGAUAAAAUGAUAUCAUUAGAUCUAAGAAAUUUUGUCACGGCAUGUAGUAGUAAUAGUAGUAUUAAAGUUAAAAUUUCAGAAGUUCGAGAAAGUUUUAAUUGCGAGUAUGAUAAAACCCAAGAGCAAAUAAAUCAAAUUAGUGAAGAAAUUCAUCACAUUACUGAUGAUAUUGCCGAUAAAGAAAUGGAUUUGAAAACUUUGGAGGAAAAUAAAAGUAUACUUACGCGACAAUUUGAAGAAGUAAAACAGCUUGAACAAAAUGAAGCAGAUUCAUUAACAAAAAGAUGUGCAAAUUUCGAACAAAGGGUUGGCCAAUUACGAUCUGAAGGAGCAUCCGUUUACGUUGAAUGGAAACAGAAAAGACAAGAAAUUCAAAUUCAAUUCGAUCGUUGUCAACAAGAAUAUAAUGCAGCACGGGAAUCAACUUAUAAUGAAUUUAAUCAAAUUAAAAAUGAACAACUUCGAAAUCAACAACAUAUUUCAAAUGUUUUAUUAGAUUUAAAGAGGUUGUCAGAAAAUGAGUUAAAUGAAGUAAAAAAAUAA